Terrapene triunguis (Three-toed box turtle) is the source of this 1331-nucleotide messenger RNA. RefSeq names its product LIM domain transcription factor LMO4. The record is from RefSeq and is a predicted model, not a curated record. NCBI's taxonomy places the organism in Eukaryota, Metazoa, Chordata, Testudines, Emydidae. The transcript is spliced from 5 exons. The coding region runs from base 586 to 1083 and encodes 165 amino acids.
GGGAUUUUGCUCUGUCAGUAACACAUGUGGAUGGGCGGCGGAAAGAGACGCGCACGGAGAGGGGGCCUCCCUGCGAGUCCUGCCAGCGCCGCCGCCACGGAACCCCAGCGGUAGCAGCAGCGGCUCCUCGCCCCGGCCCCUCUCCCGCUGCCCGUGUGCGGGGCUCCGAGGCGCUUUCCCGAGCGGCGGGCGGUUGGUUCUCUGCUGCAGGAGGCUCCGGACCCGGCCAAGGAGGGUGGAGGUUGAGGGCGGGGGGAGCGAUACAAAGUGAAGCCACAUUGCCAAACUUACCCAGCGAUUGCAGCGGCGCCCUGCGCCUACAGCCCAGCGGCCGGGACUGAGCGCCGCGGCUCCCCUCCAGGAAGCGGGGGCUGGAGGGAGGACUCUGCCGCACGUCUCGCGUCUGUAUUUUGCCAGCCGGGCUGCACUGACUGGCGUGGGGGGCUCUGCCGGCGGACGCGAGCCCCAGCCAGCGAGCAUUGUGUUGGUUCUUUGCAAGAAAACCGCCUCCCCCCCGAUACACCACCCUAUAAACCAGAGCGACGCUGCUCCCCGACCUCUUGCAAUAUAGAGGGGAAACAGACCAUGGUGAACCCGGGCAGCAGCUCACAACCUCCCCCGGUCACUGCUGGCUCCCUCUCGUGGAAAAGAUGCGCAGGCUGCGGGGGGAAGAUCGCGGAUCGCUUCUUGCUCUACGCCAUGGACAGCUACUGGCACAGCCGAUGCCUGAAGUGCUCCUGCUGCCAGGCUCAGCUGGGGGACAUCGGCACCUCCUGUUACACCAAGAGCGGUAUGAUCCUGUGCAGAAACGACUACAUCAGGUUAUUUGGAAAUAGUGGUGCUUGCAGCGCUUGUGGACAGUCAAUUCCUGCUAGUGAGCUGGUCAUGAGGGCACAAGGCAAUGUCUAUCAUCUUAAGUGUUUUACAUGCUCUACCUGCCGGAAUCGCCUGGUCCCAGGAGACCGGUUUCACUACAUCAAUGGCAGUUUAUUUUGUGAACAUGAUAGACCUACAGCUCUCAUCAAUGGCCAUUUGAAUUCACUUCAGAGCAAUCCACUACUGCCAGACCAGAAGGUCUGCUAAAAGGUCAGAGUAAUGCAGAAUGCGUGCCUUCAUCUCAAAUUUUGUUCAUCACAGAUGGAUCCCAUGUCUCCAGUAGACAAGUCACCUUUGUAGCUAGCAUCAAUGCCAGCUCCAUGCCAUUGCACCUUCUUUAUUCUUGAUUGCCCUUCCUACAUUUAUUGGUGUAUUAAAAUGACUGAAUAUGAACAUUAAGGACUCCAUGAACCUGGGCUAAUGGGAGACUGUAGAGAAAAUGAAAAAAGAUCCAC